GAAAUCAUAGACCAGGUACCGUGACAGGUCGCAUGAACCGUCUCAGGAACACGUUGUUAGUGCGAUGUUCGCCGGAGCAAACCACGCAAACAUCCGAGCCAACUUGAAAUGGCAAUGCCUACAGGUUCCGGCUCGCAACUGGGCUAUGGGUUGCUGUUCGUUUCUAAGUCCUUACUACCCAUUGUUGGUUGCAUUCUUAUGAGCCUCCUUCGUCACCUCAAACGAUGGAGCAACUGUCGAAGGCAGAUCUGGCCUUGGGUCGUGGCGUGUAGGACUCUAGGACUACUCGCCUCUGCAAUGUUCUUAUGGUUCGGAUGUGUGAAGCAGAAUCGAUCGAGUCUUUGGUGUCGAAGAGUUCUCGCUUCUGGAACAAAUUCUUGGCCACAUUCCGAUGACGCAUCUCAGGCCGUUGAAAGCCGUACAAUUUUUUUCUUUUCCUCCAAGAGGGGUAUAGAGACACGUAUUAUGGAUGAGGUGGUGUCUCUCACCAACAGGCAGCUCAAUACGGCAGUGAGCUUCAAGCUGCCAUGAAAUCGCAGCUUACACCUGGCUUGUGUUCCCAAAGUCUGCAGACAAUGACGUCCGUCUGAA
Neurospora tetraspora is the source of this 591-nucleotide messenger RNA. RefSeq lists its product as uncharacterized. The record is from RefSeq and is a predicted model, not a curated record. Bases 109 to 531 code for a protein of 140 amino acids. The transcript has a single exon. Lineage: Eukaryota; Fungi; Ascomycota; Sordariomycetes; Sordariales; Sordariaceae.